Molecule: messenger RNA, 921 nt
Organism: Ogataea philodendri
Lineage: Eukaryota; Fungi; Ascomycota; Pichiomycetes; Pichiales; Pichiaceae
Exons: 1
Coding region: 1-921 (306 amino acids)
Biological process (GO): transmembrane transport; zinc ion transport
Cellular component (GO): membrane
Molecular function (GO): metal ion transmembrane transporter activity
Source: RefSeq, a predicted model, not a curated record
AUGUCCAAGUUUGUGCCGAUUCUCCUUUAUUCGCUGGUGAUGGGGAUUAGUUCCUUUCUCUCGGGGCUGAUCCCGCUUGCGGUUGAGAUCUCCCCGGCCAAUCUACACUACGCUUCCAUGUUCAGCGUGGGCUUGCUCAUAUCAACGGCUUUUGUUCUCAUUAUUAAGGAAGGACUAGAGCACUACACGGUUGACGAGCCAAUUGGUCUGUGGAUGCUGACUGGAUUUGCUGUAUUAUUCACCAUCAAUUCGCUUACCUCGAUCGUUUCAUCGUCGUCCGCAAAGCCAUCAUCAAGCUUUGAACAGUCUUUCCAACUAGACGAGUUUGACCGGGAGUCUUCUCGUCCGUUUACUCCGCCGCCAUCUUCCCAUCGGCACGAGGAAUUGGGAACACCAUUUGCAGCUAAACAACCUCCAAAGAAUUUGAUCCUGGCUCCUUUCAAAAACGCCCAGACUUUGGGGCUUAUCAUUCACGCACUCACUGAUGGAAUCGCUCUGGCAGCAUCCGUCCUUUCCGCGCCGGACUCUUCAACUGAUCUAGGAUCUAUGUUUGUGGUGUUUGCCAUAUUCAUCCACAAACUGCCAACAUGUUUUGCUCUUGCUUCCCUGCUUCUUGCCGAAGGUCUGUCAAGAAUAGAAAUUUUGCAUCACGUGGGAAUCUUUUCGCUGUCUUCACCAGCAGGGGCCUUUCUAACGUAUCUGUUUGUGACAAUGGCAAUCAAUGUUGACCUGAACGAGGCUGCCGGAGAGCUCCUCGUUUUCAGCGGAGGUGCAUUCUUAUUUGUGGCUUUCCAUGCUUUACACGAAACCCUACACCAAAACCAAAGACCAAACGACAAACGCUCACAAUUUAAAGCCCUCGGAAUAUGUCUCCUGGGAAUGAUUUUACCUGCAUUUAUCACACUCAUUGAAGAGGAAUAG